UCCUGCUCCCGAGGAUCGCACCUUUUCAUGGAUGCGGAUUAGGGGAGAGCAGCACCAGAAGGGUGGUGUCUAAAGAGUGGAUAAUUUUUUCAACCGCGGGAAGCGACUUAUGCUGUAUGUGUGCGUGUGCGCUAGAAAGAGAAGGUUGCAUUCUGCGAGUAACGCGGUGGGUUUUGGUUGCUGGUGUCUGUGCCAUGAUGUUUGUUUUUCUUUUCCAAGCGCAGUGUGGGCAGGUCGGGCGGAAUCGACAGAAAUUGCUAAUUUCAGUGUAAAUAAUGUUUAACCAAGCUGCGCUCGGGCCAGUCUGGUGCAUUGUUUUAAGUAUAAUAGUUAGGGGUUUAUCAUUGCAAAAUAAAUAGUAAUAAAAAACAAACUAUUGAUUACCAAUGUGCUUCAUGAAUUGGUGUUUUAAAAUCGAUCAAAAAUGUUACCGGUUCUGUUACACAGAGAUUAUCAGUGAAUUGUGCAAACAGUGCAGUAAAUGGUUGAUUUAAACAAGUUGUUGCAGCCUCAAGGACGAAUCCAAAACUUAUUGGAGGAGCAUCUGGGUAAUUUUGCAUGAAACUUACCCAAUUCGAUAAUGUCGGUAAAAGUAUUUUUCGAAAUCGGCCAUAAGGCGGCAAUGAAACCCCGUACAACACCGGAAGGGUUUACGCACGACUGGGAGGUGUUUGUGCGGGGCUACGAUAACAGCGAUAUUAGUCCCUUUGUCGAUAAGGUGGUCUUCAAUCUGCAUGAUUCGUUUCCAAAACCGAAGCGAGUGGUUAAUAAACCCCCCUAUGUAGUUAAGGAAGCAGGAUAUGCGGGAUUUCUUCUGCCAGUUGAGAUAUACUUUAAAAAUAAAGGUGACGAGCCUAAGAAAAAAGUUUACACAUACGAUUUGGACCUGCAGGCUUUUAAAAUUCAACGUGAGGAGUACGUCGUGGCUAACCCAUCCGAUGAUUUCAAGCGUAAGCUAUUGAAGGGUGGCGGUGUUCAGCUGAACAGCUCAGCAUCGGCGUCCUCAGCUUCUGGCGAAUAUAAAAACCGACACAGCAACAGUGGAAGCAGCGAGAAGACAUCGUCUUCACAGGACAAAAAGUAUAAAAAAAGUUCCGGUGAUGACUCGAAGGUGCAGAAUACCUUCGCGAAUUUGUUUGGUCCUCCAAUCACCAAAGGUAGCAAUAAGGUUUCACCGGAUCCAAAGCAAGGUUUAUCCGCAUCAUCCAGUAACAAGACGUCUCCGAAUGCCGGAGCAGCGGGUGCGGCUGGUGAAAGUAACAGUAAAAACCCGCAAGUUACUCAGAAGAGUGAUCGUUCCAGUUCAAGCUCAAACUCAAAGGAUAAGGACAAAAAUGAAAAGGAUAAGUCCUCCAAGCAUAAACAUUCUAGUCCCAACAAAGAGAAAGAGUCAAAAAAAUCCUCGACAAAUGAAGAGAAGCACAGUAAGGAAAAGAAAGAAAAGAGCCACUCGAAAGAUCGUGAUAAGACGAAGGAAAAAAGCUCCAGCAGUUCUUCCUCUUCAUUUUCCAAAAGACCAGCAAGUCCAAAGAGAAAUUCUGCUACGAUGCCAAACUCGACCACGUUGAACAGCAGUCCUUCGAGCAAGCGACAUCCAUCUCCUGCGACACCGGCGACCGCCUCAGUGCCAGCCGCACUUCCAAAACCAGCCGAAGAAAAAGUUACGAACAAACACAGCAGCGACAAGGAGAAAAAAAGAGAAAAGAAAGAGAAGAAAAGCUACGAUAAGGAGAAGGAUCGCAGCGAGAAAAAAGAUCGUGAUGUUAAGAAGGAUAAAGAUAACCAGAAGAAUGCUGUAAAUGAACCACAGCAGGAUAAACCCAAAUCCGAUCUCAUUAAACCCAGUAAACUGGAUCAAGCAGUAAAGUUUGAUUCUAAACUAUACUCAAAGGAGAAGAAAAUCUCCGAGGAUCUUCCGAAGCCGGUUCCGGUUGAACCAGUCUCCGUGGUGCCGCCUGUUACUCAAGAAGUAUCCUCAAAACGGUUGGAAAAAUCUGAUACCAAGGAUAAGGAAGAAAGAAAGCACAAGCAUAAGAAAAAGGACAAGUCGAAGGAUAAGGAGAAGGACAGGUCCUCGAGUAGUAAAGAUAAAAAGGAGAAAAAGGAAAAGGAAAAAUCAUCAAGCAGCAAAACAAGUUUUGCUACACCACCGGUUACCAGGGAACCGGAAAUAGUGUCUCCCAUUAAACCCGCGAAAUUAACAGACCCCGUAAAGUCACAUCCAGUGGAGAGGGAAAAUGUGCAGAUACCUGUGCUACCAAAAAGUACCCAACCAGGUGGCAAUAGCAGCGACUCAGAAGCAGACAGUCCCCCAUCAUUGAACCCAGAAAAAGAUUCAGAAAACUCUAACAGCAGUAUAGCGGACCUGGUUGCACAAAGGCCAGCAUCUGCUUCUUCCGCUAAUAUUGCAAGGCUACCAGAGCAAAAGCCUCCUCCACAGCAACCAGCGAACGAACCAACAAAGCCAGAGAAAGCUCAUCAUAAAAGUAAAAAAGACAAGGUAAAGAGCAGCUCAGCCGAAAGCAAGGAGGAAGGCAAAAAACGAAAACGAAAGAACAAAGACACAGAAAAUGAGAAAGAGAAGGAAGGUAAAAAAUCAACUACCGUGGUGGUGGCACCGCCCGUGGUUGAGCAGAGGAGUCCUUCACCUCCGACGCCGCCUCCAACAUUGAUGGAACCGCCAGCGAAAAUUCCCAAACGUGAUGAUCACUACAAACGUGACGAAUCAUCCCCGGUCCCGACUAACAACAAUUCCAAGCUGAGUUCGGCGGAAGAGACCGUCCCAACCUCAUCCUAUUACAACAAUAACAACACCUCAUCGGCGUCUGUUAUGGCCUCACCUGCUUUACCGCCUCCAUCCGCGUUACAGGCACCUUCCAACAACAGUGCUACUCCGAUGGGUGUCCUGUCCGGUGACUACAUGUCCGAGCUGAAAGAUUUGCAGCACAAAAUCAUGACUCUGCAGGAUAACAACGAGCUGCAGCGGGUAGUGGAAAUGAUCGCUGCCACCGGAUGCUACGAAAUCACCAGUGCAACGUUCGACUUCGACUUGUGCGCACUCGAUAGGCACACCGUGCAGCGACUGCAGGAAUUUUUCGCCACAUCCUGUUCAUCCUGACAGUAAGGCCAUGCAACUCGAAUCCUCUGGCUCAAAAGCUGUAAGUUCCUUCGUACACCAUUCUCCAGAUACCGUGCAGAAUACGGUUUUUAUUCAUUUAUUUCUAACCUUGCCUCACACGUUUUAGAUUACUAAAUUUUAUUUAUGAUAUUAUUUAUUGCCCUUCGCUGAUUGAGAUGGAGUUGGGCUUCACACUUUUUAGACGCAUGAAGUUUAUUUUAAUUGCUGAAUUCUGAACCUCUUCUGGUUAGCAUGAGUUGUCUUUUGGCAAUGUACAAAAUAGUUUCACCUCGAGAAAGCAAUCCUUCCUCUCAAACAGCUGCAGAAUCUACUUUCCACCAUUGUAUAUUUGUACAUACAGUUUUAUAAGGCUACCUAUUACAUAUUUAUAUGUAAAAAAUAUCGUACUGAAAAUGGACAAAUUUGGAACAAGCUAGAAUAAAAAUUAUGGAUACAAAUGCUAGGGCACUACAUUCAUAGAUGAGAAGCGUACUAAGAGCGGAAACUGCAGCGCCGCUGAAUGAAGCGUUGUAUUGUGUAUAGCUUUUCGCUUUAGUUUCUAUCCCCAAUACGUGUAAAACAGUUAGGUAUAAAGCGCAGUAUCUGUUACCAUUCAGGAAUAAAGCUAAAACAUCAUUUAACCAUACAAAAAACUGGGUUUUUAUAAUUGUGUUUUCAAUGAGAAUGGACGUUUCACUAAAGGGUAGAUUUCAUUGUGCUCUUUCGGUGUUUGCCUUUACGUGUAAUUAAGGUUCAAUUUAUUAACUUGUCUUUUUUAUUGUUUGUAUCAGUGAAUUCAGAAGCCUGGUUUUUAUACAAAAAAAAAUCUCUAAGAAACCUUGUGAUAUCUUCGCGCAUUUUUUUUUUUUCAUAUUAACAUUUACCAUUUCAACUCCCUUAAUAUUUCGACUGACCAUGAUCAGAAUUGAAGCGCUCCAACUCGUUUUCCUUCGGACAACUGCACUUUGCUGAUAAUCACUCUUCAAUCACAUGAUGUUUCUCUUAAAAAAAAGUAAAUGGAAAUAAGACGCCCUAUUUUGAAAGCUCGUUUUUCUUCAAGCUAUCAGUUUCAAAUAAAAUUCUCAAAUUACGACAGAACAUCAAAUUAAUCUGUAAAAAAACUAACGUUUGAGAGCACAUCUACGUUGGCCAUCGAGUUUCAUUUUCAUUGCAAACAAAGUUUAAUUAUCCCACCCAUAAUCCGUUCAUCAAAACCCAUACUAAACCUAUGUUAACAAAUGGCAUCACAACGCGACAAAAAAUAAAUAGUAUAGAGUGUACAAUACAACACGAUACCUGCUGGUAUCUUCUUUGUGAUCUGAUGAUAAUUGGACUAUUGUAACAUUAUGGAAUAAACAGCAAUUGCAGAUCCGGCAGCCGGCGUGUUUAGAAUAUCCCAAAACAACCGGUGUAACAUCGCAGACUCCCGGAGCGUUAUUGUCGUUACACCUACUUUUAAGAUUGUGCAAAACACUAAUCCGCGUACACGCAUUAUUUGUAAAAUUUGUUGGUUACUAUAUUAUAUAUGGUACAUAUAUAUUUAAUUUUGAACCGGCUAAUAUAUUUGUUACAAUAAAAAUACAACUCUCGCGAUAACAGACCCGGGAUAAGCAAACCACAUUUGUACUUUAUAAUGUUUAUGUGUGCGUAUAAGCCAAGAAUGAUGUUUUAGUCGCUAGAGAGGAAAGAAUGGCCAAGUAUUUACAGCAGGACACUAGAACGUAGCUUUAAAUAAGUAUGAUUCACUUGUCAAGCGCAUUAUUUUUCUUAGUUUCUCAAGCGUAAAAAUGGAUGGUCUUUGUAAAACUUUUGCGUUCCAACGGACGCUUGUCCUAAGUUUAGUCAAAAAUUCGUCUUAGGCAGUACCAGAACCGAAUAAAUUGAUAACAUGAAACAGAUGAAUCACAAAAAA
This is a messenger RNA of Wyeomyia smithii (pitcher-plant mosquito), 5030 nucleotides long. It is a transcript of the gene ear, whose product is annotated as protein AF-9. NCBI's taxonomy places the organism in Eukaryota, Metazoa, Arthropoda, Insecta, Diptera, Culicidae. The coding region runs from base 581 to 3118 and encodes 845 amino acids. Gene Ontology annotation, cellular component: super elongation complex. The record is from RefSeq and is a predicted model, not a curated record. The transcript is spliced from 3 exons. Gene Ontology annotation, biological process: regulation of DNA-templated transcription.